Messenger RNA from Theobroma umbraticum, 1225 nucleotides. The record is from RefSeq and is a predicted model, not a curated record. Lineage: Eukaryota; Viridiplantae; Streptophyta; Magnoliopsida; Malvales; Malvaceae.
UUCAAAACAAAAAAGAGAAAAAGACAGCGAAAGGUUUUCCGCCUUCAAAGUGUGUUCUGUCCAGUGUUCUACCCUCGCUCUCUCAUCUAGAAAGAAAGAAAAAAAAAACUCUCUUGCCCAGUUCUCCAAAACCGCGGAGGCGGCACUGCUGUUUUGGCCGUCAAUCUCCACUCUCAAAACAUGGUGGAGAAGAACGCGGGAGCUCUGUCUUUUAACGUGGGCACAAAUGGAGUCUUGCGUAAACGUAAGUCGCGUUCUAAAUCUGAUGGUGAUCUAUCUGAUAUCGAUGACGCUGAGAUUACCGGAUAUCUUAACAACAACACAGAGAUGCUUUUCAAGAAGAUGGUUUGGGAAGCUAUGAAUAAAGAUUAUCGAAAGGAUUAUGAGGGCAUCUGUAUGCUGGUGCCAACAAAUAUAAAAACUGGGUUAGCUACUGAUUCUAUUUUGGCCUCAACUUAUUCAAAUUCUCCAAUAUCUUAUAUAUAUAUAUAUAAUAUAUUUUUUUUUUUUUUUUUUUGUCAGCAAAAACAAAAAAAGCCUACUAUGGGAAAGAAAUCUACUUCUGCUAAGAAAGCUGUUGCUAGCAGGAUGGAAAAAAGAAAGGAAGAGGAAAAGGAGAAUAAAAUGAGGCUGAGUUCAAAAAUCAACUAUGAUGCAUUGGAGAAGCUAAGUGAUGAGCCUGUACUCUCUCUCUCUCUCUCUAUGGAAGAAGUUGCUGAAAAGACUAAGACGAAUAGUAUAGACUUGAACUGGGGCAAUCAAAUUGACACACAGCAGUCCAGAGGAACAUCAGGAACAUCGGGUUUGGAAAUAUGUGGUUUUGAGGAAGACAUUUUCAGUGAUGAGGUUGAGCCUGAAAAUUGUAAUCUAUACUCCUAUGGAGAUGGGGAAGAGGAUGGAUAUGGCUAUAGGGAAGAUUAUAACUAUGAAGAAUUUUGAGGGUAAAGUUCUUUUGUCGAUAUUCUAGUGCUGUUAAGUUUCUAGGCAGGCUUUUAGGUCACAAUUAUGUGAUGAAAUUUUGCAUAGUUGGCUGCUAUUGCUGCAACAGUUUUGCAACUUGUGAAAAUACAUGAUGCAACUUAUUGCUCCAAAUAAUGGAGUUAUUUUGUAAGAUUACUUUUUGUUAAACGUCGGUAUGAUAUUGAUAUUUGUGUCUUAUAAUCUAUAUUUUCAACUUGAAAGACAUGUUUAUUAAGUGGAGGAAAACUUUUAUUUAUAAGUUUAA